Acytostelium subglobosum LB1 is the source of this 1617-nucleotide messenger RNA. RefSeq lists its product as hypothetical. Bases 1 to 1617 code for a protein of 538 amino acids. Gene Ontology annotation, molecular function: DNA-directed DNA polymerase activity. The record is from RefSeq and is a predicted model, not a curated record. The transcript is spliced from 3 exons. NCBI's taxonomy places the organism in Eukaryota, Evosea, Eumycetozoa, Acytosteliales, Acytosteliaceae. Gene Ontology annotation, biological process: nucleotide-excision repair, DNA gap filling; DNA replication; DNA strand elongation involved in DNA replication. Gene Ontology annotation, cellular component: delta DNA polymerase complex; nucleus.
AUGGUGUCUGGAUUGAUGAAGGAUCUCCCUGAUCGUAUCACUGUCACACUUGUCUCUAUUGACAAAUUGAAUGAAUGCAAGGACAAGUUCACUUCAAUCAAUUCGAUGCAUGUAUACAGUAUCUCAAAGGAUGUCAUCCCAUCUGAUCCAACAAACGCCGUCAUUAUGCUCCAUAAUGAACAAAAGGAGAGGUAUCAUAAUGUCAAAGAGCUUGGUCCCGACUACUUCAACAAGGCACUUCCAUUGCAAUCAAAGUCAUUCUCAAAGAGAGAGUUGAAGAAGCCAUUGCCAAUACCAAACAAUCCUACAAUGUAUAGACAGGAGAAGCCAAAGCCUGCUGCCGUUGCCGCCGCUCCCACCACUGCCAGUGCUGCCAAGCAGGCCACAAAGCCACAGGCCAAGGGACUCACUGACUUCUUUAGCAAACAGGAUGCCAAAGAGGAUCCAUUCGCUCGUUUUGAGCAGAAGAGGAAGGAGGAGGAGCUGGCAAAGAAGGACAAUCCUCUUUCAAAGGUGGACACCACACCAGCAUCAGCAAAGAAGAAGCCAUCGCCAAAGAAGAAGGAGGAUCCUGUGGCUAGCAAGACGAGCAAACAACAGGUUAUCGAAACAAAGAAGGUGGUCGCUGCAGCACCUCCAAAGAAGCGACAGUCAAGCGAUGACAGUGACUCGGAGGAUGAUCCAUUCGCCAGUGAUGACGAAGAGGAGGAGGUCGUGUCAUUCCAACGUGUGGUCAGGAGUAACAAGAUGGUCAUUGACAGUGAUGAGGAAGAAGAGCAGCCUACAAAGUCAAUUGGAAAGAAGAGAACAUUACAGGAUAUAGAGGAUGACGACGACCAGAUCGAUGUCAGUGGUCAUUCACAACAGGCUAGGAUGGAGCAAGAGAGGAAAGAACAGGAGAAGAAGGAGCAAGAGAAGAAGUUACGAGAGAAGGAGGCAAAGGAGAAAGAGGCCAAGGAAAGGAAGGAGAGAGAGAAGAAAGAGAAAGAGGCAAAAGAGAAGGAAAUGGAGAAGUUGACCAAGGAGAAGGAGGCAAAGGAGAAGAAGGAGAAGGAGGCCAAGGAGAAAGAGGCCAAGGAUGCCAAGGAGAAGAAGGAAAAGGAGGCCAAAGAGAAGAAGGAGAGGGAGGCCAAGGAUGCCAAGGAGAAGGAGUCCAAGUCCACCGUAAAGAAAUCAAAGGUUGCUGUGCAGCAAGCUGACAUUGAUAUGGAUGAUGACGAAGAGAAUGAUGAGGACAAGCCUGCAAAGAAGGUAGUCAAGAAACAAAGGACCGGUGACUCUACAAAGAAUGACAAGUUGGAAGAGAAACAGGCCGCUACCAAACCAUCAUCGACUGUAAAGGAUAAGAAGAAACAGGCGUCCACAAAGGAUAGUACUCAAGAUGAAAAGGAUGAGGUUGAGCAGACGAUUGAUCCUGUGCCCGCUGCUGACAAGACUAAACAGAAGAAACAGGCGACAACAAAGGACAAGGACACAGAUGUGACCCCUAGUGCCAAGAAGGCACCAGCCAAGUCUCCUAGCAAAAAGGCAGCUGCCGCUGCCGCUGUCUCCAAGUCAGACAGUUCACCUGACAAGAAAGUACAGUCAAACAUCACAUCAUUCUUUACAAAGAAAUAA